Messenger RNA from Macrosiphum euphorbiae (potato aphid), 834 nucleotides. The record is from the annotation of a GenBank genome assembly. NCBI's taxonomy places the organism in Eukaryota, Metazoa, Arthropoda, Insecta, Hemiptera, Aphididae.
AUGCCCAAUAUGUGUAAUAGAACGUAUCAAGAUUUUCAUAAUACUAUGUAUAUGCAUAUGAACACCAUAGCAUUGAAUGAAAUGCAGUUAGCGGGACAAGAAGAAAAACGAUUAGCGAUAGAAAAUGGUCAAGUUGACCAUUUAGGACGACCUAAAAUUGCAGUAGUCGCUGAUGGCGCUUGGAGUAAGCGAUCUUACAAAACUAAAUACAACGCACUGUCCGGAGUUGCUUGUAUUAUUGGUGCAAAAACAAAAAAAGUAAUAUUUUGUGGAGUCAGAAACAAAUAUUGUUGUAUAUGUCAAUUACCUGAAAACCGUGACGAAAUAGCACAGGAUCAUGUAUGUUUCAAAAAUUGGAAUUCGGCCUCAACCGCGAUGGAAGCCGAUAUUAUUGUUGAAGGGUUCAAGCAAAGUCUGCAUAUGCAUAAUGUUAUAUAUUCUCAGUUAAUAGGAGAUGGUGACAGUAGUAUUAUGAAACGUUUAAGAUUGGAAAAGCCAUAUGGUACAAAUGUUGUUAUAAAAAAAGUAGAAUGUACUAAUCAUUUACUACGUAACUACAUAAAUCGUCUUAGAGAUAUAAGUGGGAAAAGAAAAAAUGAUAAAGGAGAUGUCAUACGUGGUUGUUAUCGGAAAGUGGUUCAUGAUCGCUUACUUAGGCUUCGGUAUGCUGUCACUGAAGCGAUAAAAUAUAGAAGACUUGAACAAACAGAUCGCACAUAUGAAGCAACACUGACUUUACUCAAAGCAGAUAUAACAAACGGACCUAAUCAUGUUUUCGGAGACCACACUAAAUGCCAAUCGUAUUUUUGUGAGGGUCAAAAGAAAGGUAUGUAA